This is a messenger RNA of Colletes gigas, 678 nucleotides long. It is a transcript of the gene ND-B22, whose product is annotated as NADH dehydrogenase [ubiquinone] 1 beta subcomplex subunit 9. Bases 199 to 636 code for a protein of 145 amino acids. Gene Ontology annotation, biological process: mitochondrial electron transport, NADH to ubiquinone. The record is from RefSeq and is a predicted model, not a curated record. Lineage: Eukaryota; Metazoa; Arthropoda; Insecta; Hymenoptera; Colletidae. The transcript is spliced from 3 exons.
UUUAUGGCCGUUGUAUAGAGUUCGAAUAGUUCAAUGUUAUCAGAAUUGAUCUUAUUUCGUGCAGGGCACAUACCUGAUGCCAUUCUCGAUACGCAUGCGAGAAUAUUAGGACGAAUCUGGGGAACCAUAGGUUGGAUAAUUGGCUCUCAGAGGAAAGCAGUAUUUUGUGAAAAGCUUAUAUUAUAACUAAAAAAAAGGAUGGCGCAGUUACCAUCACCAUUCAUUACUCACAGCAGAAAAGUAUGCAGUUUUUAUAAACGUGUUUUGCGAUGUGUAGAAGACUGGCAUCCCAAAAGAACAGAUUUCAGGUACCAUGCAGUUCUAAUGAGGCAACGUUUUGAAGAAAACCGACGUAUACCUGAUGCGCGUGUCGCAAAACAACUUUUAGUAGACGGCGAAGAAGAACUGUUUCAGGCACAACAUUGGCAGCCAAAGAAAUUUACAGAUUCUGUAGAUGGGAUAGCUUAUAAUCGUGAAUCCUUUAUACCUGACUAUGUACUUGAUGAAUGGACUCCCAUGGAAAAGGCUAUGUAUCCAAAAUAUUUUGCCCAAAGAGAGGAGCUCAAAAAGGAAUACGAGGAGCUUUAUUAUAAAAUGUUUCCUGAAACUUCUAAAGAACCGACUGAAAAAAAAUAGACACGUAUCUUUAUAGUUAUAAUAGUUAAAUGUACUAUUUAU